GGCCGCCCGCCCCCCUCCCCCCCGGGCUCGCCCCCGCGCUGCCUGUGCGGGGCAGGGGCGGCGGCGCGGGGCUGCGAGCCGGGCUGGGAGCCGCCCCCGCCCCGGCACACAGGAGAAAGUUUGUGUGGCCGCGGCUCGGCGGGGGCGGGGGGCGCUGCCGCAGUGUGCGGGGCUCGGGCAGAGCGGCGGCUGCGGCGCUUCCAUGCGUCCCGUCGGCUCCGACAUGGAUUUUAGUCAGAGCAAUCUGUUUGGAUACAUCGAAGACCUGCAGGAACUCACUAUCAUAGAGAGGCCGGUACGCCGGAGCCUGAAGACACCAGAAGAAAUAGAAAGAUUGACAGUUGAUGAAGAACUCAGUGAUAUUGAAAGGGCUGUUUAUCUGCUCAGUUCUGGACAGGAUAUCCAAGGAACAAGUGUGGUGGCAAAUCUUCCAGUCCUGAUGCGACAGAAUCCUGCAGAAACACUUCGUCGUGUUGUACCAAAGAUCAGAGAAGUGCUGCAUGUUGCAGGAGUAGAAAUGCAGUUAACAGCUGCUGUUUCAUUUUUGACUGUUCUGCAAGAGGAGUCGGUGUCCAUUCAUACGUACUCCCACUCCUUCCUACACAUCAUUCUACAGAACUUGGAACACAGAGACACAGGAGUCAGCAAUGCAUGGCUAGAAACUCUUCUUGCAGUAAUAGAAGCUUUACCAAAAGAGACUGUCAGACAUGAGAUCUUGAAUCCACUUGUUUCCAAAGCACAGCUUUCUCAGACACUUCAGUCCCGCUUAGUUAGUUGUAAAAUCAUGGGAAAAUUAGCUAACAAAUUUGAAGCUCAUAUUAUUAAAAGAGAGAUUCUUCCAUUGGUAAAAUCACUGUGCCAGGAUGUGGAGUAUGAAGUGAGAACUUGCAUGUGUCGGCAACUGGAACAUAUAGCUCAAGGAAUAGGGACAGAACUAACAAAAACUGUGGUGCUUCCUGAGUUAGUAGAACUGGCAAGAGAUGAGGACAGUAGCGUACGCCUUGCAGCUUUUGAGACAUUAGUGAAUCUGCUAGAUAUGUUUGAUGCAGAUGAUAGGAGUCAAACUGUACUCCCUUUAGUGAAAUCAUUCUGUGAAAAAUCCUUCAAGGCAGAUGAAUCUAUCCUAGUUUCUUUAUCUUUCCAUUUAGGAAAACUGUGUAAUGGAUUAUAUGGCAUUUUUACUCCUGAACAGCACUUGCGUUUUCUGGAAUUUUAUAAGAAGCUUUCCACGCUAGGCUUACAGCAGGAGAAUGGACACAAUGAUAAUCAACUACAACUUCAAACUCUGGAACAGGAAAAGAAGUAUAUUUCAGUGAGGAAGAACUGUGCUUAUAAUUUUCCAGCCAUGAUUGUUUUUGUGGAUCCAAAGAACUUCCAUUUAGAACUGUAUUCUAUAUUCUUCUGCCUUUGUCAUGACCCUGAAGUUCCUGUCAGAUAUACCAUGGCCAUAAGCUUCUAUGAAGUUGCUAAGCUUUUAAAUCCUGGUGUGUAUGCAAUACAUAAAGAAUUGGUUACACUGUUACAGGAUGAGUCACUGGAGGUGUUAGAUGCCCUGGUAGGUCACCUUCCUGAAAUCCUUGAACUAAUGACUAAUGGAGGAGAAAACAAUGGAUCAGAAAGCAAGUUAUUGUCUAUUCCUGACUUGAUUCCUGCAUUAACAACAGCAGAACAGAGAGCAGCAGCUUCUCUAAAAUGGAGAACUCAUGAGAAGUUACUGCAGAAAUAUGCAUGUCUCCCUCAUAUCUUAUCAAGUGAUCAGAUUUAUUACCGUUUUCUUCACAGAAUGUUGACAAUCAUUCUGACAAAUAAUGUCCUGCCAGUCCAAAAAGCAGCUGCUCGAACUCUUUGUGUUUAUUUACGUUAUAAUCGCAAACAAGAACAGAGGCACGAGGUUAUUCAGAAAUUGAUUGAACAACUGGGCCAAGGAAAAAGUUAUUGGAACAGACUUCGUUUUUUAGAUACUUGUGAAUUCAUCAUGGAACUGUUUUCAAAAUCAUUCUUCUGCAAAUACUUCUUUCUACCUCUGCUUGAACUUACACAUGAUCCAGUGGCAAAUGUGAGAAUGAAGCUGUGCUAUUUGUUGCCGAAAGUUAAAUCUACUCUGAAGAUUCCCACUGAUAAACAUUUACUUCAACAGUUGGAAUUAUGUGUAAGAAAACUUUUGUGUCAAGAGAAAGACAAAGAUGUCCUGACUAUUGUAAAAAAAACACUGUUAGAAUUGGACAGAAUGGAGAUGUCUGUAGAUGCUUUUCAGAAAAGAUUUUACGAAAAUGAUUUAUUGGAUCAAGAAAAAGAGAGACAAGAACAUCUCCUUUUGGAAAUGGAACAAUUAGAAAAAGAGAAGCAGCAAAAUGAAGGAAGAUCUACAAGUAUCAAUGAUAAAAUGUUUGAAAAGAAGCGUAGAGACAGUAAAACAUCAUCAGUGUUGGCAAAAAGUGUCACACUCAGUGUUCCUGGAAGCUCUUCUGGUACAUCAGUAGGCAAAGAAGACAAGAAAUCCAAGUUGGUUCGAAGCCAGUCUUUCAAUACUCAAGCACUACAUCCAAAAUACAGCAACAUAGACAAGUGUCCUAAUAAAAGCUCUGCUACAGGAUAUACAUCUUCACUAUCAGGAAUGGGCAAGAGUUGUAUGUUGUCCUUUAGUGAAAAAACAGAAAAUCAAACUCUUAGAUCUUCUGACAGAAAAAGAAGGGAACCAGAGGCUGGUGGAAGCAACUUUCUGGUGAGAUACAGUGGGAACAGCAGCUGGGACUCUCUAAUGCCUGGAAUGAAUAAAAUGCAUCUUGCAAUGUUAAAACCUUUUAUUUCUUAAAUAAAAUCCCAAGCUGUAAAAUAUGUUCUGAUUCUGAUAAGUAAUGUAACGGUUGCAGAAUUCUAACGUUGUAGUGAAAUGUUAUGAACUAUAACUUCAGCUAUGUGCUCUUAACUGCUGCAGCUAAAGGGAGGAUUUUGUUUUCUUCAAUUAUGCCUUUGUAGUUCAAAUUCUUGGAUUUAGAAUGCACAUAUUCAUUACUUAAUUGGCUUAUUUACAAUUUUGGUAAUUAGUAGCACCCACAUUUUAUGUGAGAAAUAGAAGGAAUUGUUACGAAUAUGAAAAGAGCCUUCAAACUUAAGACCAAAGUCCAGAACCAUUGAUCAGUUCAUAGAAACCAUAGACUUCAGUAGCAUUGCGCUGUGAAUUUGAAGGUAAUGUUUCUGCAAGUACUAAAUAAUGUUGAUAAAAAUCCUGUGUAAGUUUCAAAGCAAUCUAAAAGUGUAUGUCUCCAGAUGAUAUAAAAAAAGUUUUAUUUCAUAAGUUUUGUUGUAUAAAUACCUGUUUUAAUUUUUAGUAUUUCAGAUUGUAUUUUCACUUGAAUAAUUUAUAAUGAUGAAACUCGUUUUUAAUCAGCUGCUAAUGUAAGCUGUCUUGCUUCAGUGGUGUCAGCUGCAUUUGUGUGUAUUAAUGCUAAAGUUUCUAUCAAAAUUUAUCUGUGGGAAUACAUGCAAUUCUAUUUUAAAAAGUUCUAUUUAUGCUAAUACUUGAGAGAGGGCCUAUGAAGCUAUUGUCAGCUUCUCUAUUUCAAAAUGGAAGCAGCAUAAAUAUAUUGAUAUCAGAUGUAUGCGUUUUUUUAAAUUGGUGUAUGAUAAAGAUGAUCUGAUUUGUGAAUGCAUAUGUAUGUGUGGUUACUUUUUAUAAUAUAAAAAUACAAAUGAUGAUUUACUCAAAAUAAAACUUAGGACAAUGCUGUACUUGCAUGUUCUUGAAAAAAAAUUUCUCAGGGCAUCUUUUAUAAUUAAAACAAAUAAAAGCAUUUACUGAUAGAAGGUAUUUAUUUUAAAUAGUAAUAAUGCUAGAUGUAUUCUGUCUUGUGUGAAGUACAAAGUGUGUCUUUGCAUUUAGCAGUUUUACUGUCUAAAUUCUUAAACUUCUUAUGCUGCAGUUGGAUUUAAGUGUAUUUUCUGUCUUUAGGCACAGACAUUGUUUGGAUUCUGUGGGAACACUCAAGUUUGCAGUUUGUUCUGCAGCCUGUUGUAGGGUUUUGUAAAUCAAGGAUUUCUUUAAAAGCUCCUUCAACUAUUGUGAUGUUUAACAUGCAAUAUUGAUACAGAUAUAGAGGUGACCUAUCCUGGCUCCUCCUGGGUUCUGCUUUUCUCUCAUUAAUGAAAACAGAUUCUCCCAGUAUGCCAGUGACAACUAAACAUGCCAGCUACGGCUGCUCACUCAUGGGCCACAGGAGUCUGCUCGAUC
Molecule: messenger RNA, 4228 nt
Organism: Cuculus canorus (common cuckoo)
Lineage: Eukaryota; Metazoa; Chordata; Aves; Cuculiformes; Cuculidae
Gene: PPP4R4
Product: protein phosphatase 4 regulatory subunit 4
Exons: 24
Coding region: 203-2812 (869 amino acids)
Cellular component (GO): protein serine/threonine phosphatase complex; cytosol
Molecular function (GO): protein binding; protein phosphatase regulator activity
Source: RefSeq, a predicted model, not a curated record